Messenger RNA from Cetraspora pellucida, 900 nucleotides. Lineage: Eukaryota; Fungi; Glomeromycota; Glomeromycetes; Diversisporales; Gigasporaceae. The record is from the annotation of a GenBank genome assembly.
AUGAAAAAUGAUUCUAACCGACAGUCGUUUGCAGAAAUUUUUCGUGUCCUCAAUAUGGAAAAAAAAACUAGUUACAAUGUUAAUUUCGCACAAGCAUUAGUGGCUGGUGGAAUAGCGGGAACAUCUGUGGACGUGAUUUUAUAUCCAUUAGAUACAAUAAAAACCAGAUUGCAAUCGAAAACUGGAUUUUAUUCCUCGGGUGGAUUUCGUGGAAUUUAUUCAGGAUUAACGAGCGUCAUUAUUGGAAGUGCCCCUGGAGCAUCGGCAUUUUUUGUUACCUAUGAAUACUUUAAAAAACAUUUAGGGAUUUUAAUUCCUGAUACAAAGUAUCCCUCAUUGAUUCAUAUGGCGGCCGCUUCAAGUGGUGAAAUUGUUGCAUGUUUAAUUCGUACACCAACUGAAGUCAUUAAAUCAAGAAUGCAAGUAAAACAAUAUUCAUCACUAUCUAAAGCAGUUAAAAUUAUUCUUCAACAAGAAGGGUUUUUUGGUUUUUAUCGAGGGUUCACAAGUUUAGUUUUUAGAGAAGUACCAUUCUCGUGUAUUCAAUUUCCGUUAUAUGAAUAUUUUAAAUGUUUAGUUGCAGCUUACACACAUCGAAAAUAUAUUGAACCUUGGGAAGCCGCAAUCUGUGGAUCUUUUGCUGGUGGUAUAACCGCCGGUGUCACUACACCUUUAGAUGUUAUUAAAACACGAUUGAUGUUGUCAGCUAAAGAUCAAAGCAUACAUAACUAUUUUGGAAUAACAAACACAUUUCAUCGGAUUUUAACACAAGAAGGUAUAAAAGUGUUAUUUUCUGGAAUAGGCCCACGCAUAUUAUGGAUAUCUGUUGGUGGAUACAUAUUUUUAGGUGUUUACGAAAAGGUAAAGAAGACCUUACAUAAUAAUAAAAUUCUUGCUUGA